Coffea eugenioides is the source of this 6148-nucleotide messenger RNA. RefSeq lists its product as uncharacterized. Gene Ontology annotation, biological process: regulation of transcription by RNA polymerase II. The record is from RefSeq and is a predicted model, not a curated record. Gene Ontology annotation, cellular component: piccolo histone acetyltransferase complex. NCBI's taxonomy places the organism in Eukaryota, Viridiplantae, Streptophyta, Magnoliopsida, Gentianales, Rubiaceae. The coding region runs from base 294 to 5390 and encodes 1698 amino acids. The transcript is spliced from 5 exons.
AGGAAAAUAAGAAAAAAGCGGAAAUUCAAAAAAAAAAUUUAUAUCCAAAAAAUCGUUUGAAUAAAUCGUUCAAAAUCAAUUUAGGGUUUCAAAUCAAAUUCUAUUAUCUUCCAAAAUUCUCCUAUUCGAACCGUACAAAAGCUUCUUCCGCAUGCUAUUCGCGAUCUCAUCUCUCCACUCGCCGUUUUUUCGAUAGAAUCGAGGUCAGGUACGAUCUGGAAAACUGAGAGUGAAUAUGAGGGAUGUGAAAAUUGAGGGUUUUGUAUUUAAGAGUUCGGAUUGAGGGGUUGUUGAUGGAAAAUAGCAUAGGAAAGAUUUCUGCUGCUGCUGGUGUUGAGAAUUCCAGGAAAACCAAAUCUUUGGAUCUCCAGAGUAUAUAUAAAUCUAGGGUCUCGAAUGACGGGCACUCUAAAAAAGGCAAAUAUCCGGUACAGAAUGGUGGUGAGGAUAGGGAUGAUAACAAGAAGAAGAAGAAGAAGAGGAAAAAGAUUGUAAAAGAGGUUGCUUUGGAUAGCCUUGAGCCUGUGGUGAAAAAGAGUAGGAAGAGUAUAGGUGAGGGGCGUGGGAAUGAUGCGCGAUCAGGUUCUGUUUCGGUUGAUUCUAGUCGUUCAUUAUCUGGUUUCAGUCACAAGAAUGGAUUGAAUGGGCUUUCUCUUAGUUUGGGUGGCUCUGGUAAUGUAAUUCAUAUUCCAAAGCGUCCAAGGGGUUCUGUUGGCCGGAAGAAGUUUGAAACUAAUGGGCCAGCUAACAUGUCGGGGCCAAGUGGUUCUGUUGAUAGGAUUGGUAACUCAAAUGGGGAGGCCAGGAAAGUUGAGUCAUCAGGGUCAUCUAGUGGUAAGGCAGGUUCUGCUGAUAAUGUUGCUAAGUUACCAAGUCGUUCUGGUGGUUCCAAGGUAAAACGGAAGAGGAAUGUUGAUGAAGUGAAGGAUGGUAGGAAUGGUAUAUCCACUUCAUCUCACCUUGCGAAAGAUGAAGGUGGUCAUGUUGUAAAUAAUGGUGAUAAAUCUUCCAAAAAACGUCGGAGCAAUCAUAGGAAGAGGAAGGAAUUGCGAUCAGGUGUUGAGACUGCUCAGAAGAAGGUUGAGCCUUCAGUGGAUAAUUCAAGCAGUGUUUUUGAUGACUUCCAAGAUGACGAUGAUGAUGAGGAGAAACUUGAACAGAAUGCUGCAAGGAUGCUUUCCUCUAGAUUUGAUCCUAGGUGCACAGGUUUUACUUCUAGAAUUAGAUCUUCCAGCAGUCCACCAGACAAUACCGUCUCUUUUUCCCAUUCUUCUCGUCGAGAUUUUGUUAGCAGAAGGGCAGACUCGUCGGCUAACCUGAAAACCAAAGAUGCUAGCAGAGUGCUGAGACCCAGAAAAGAGCUGAAGGAGAAGGGCCUUUCAAGGAAGCGUCGUCACUUUUAUGAAAUUGUUACCAGCAAUUUGGAUGCAUAUUGGUUUUUGAACCGGAGGAUCAAGGUAUACUGGCCAUUGGAUGAAAGUUGGUAUUAUGGGCGUGUAAAUGAUUAUGACCCUAAAAGAAAGCUUCAUCAUGUCGAGUACGAUGAUCGGGAUGAGGAGUGGAUUGAUCUUCACAACGAGAAAUUCAAGCUUUUGCUCCUCCCCAGUGAGGUUCCUGCCAAAAAUGAGCGGACUAAAACUCCCAUUAUUGAUAAAUACAUAGAUAAAAGGAAAACAGAUAGUGAGGAUGAUGACAGCUUUGACGAGAACUAUCUGGACUCAGAACCUAUAAUAUCAUGGUUGUCACGAUCAUCUCAUAGAGUCAAAUCUUCUCCUGCUAGUCAUUUGAAAAAACAAAAAACAUUACAGUUUUCUAGCUCCAUGGUGCAACCUGUUGUGUCUGUCAAAACUGAUGAUACAGAGGCAGAUGUGGGAUCCUUGGCAGGAGAUGGAAAUAAAUCGGAUUCUGAUUCUACAUUGCCAGAGAAAUCUGCUGAUGGCGAAAGGGCAGAGACUUCGUUGUUGGGAAGUCCUAGUAGCUCCAAAGGUAGCCCAUGUGUUGUUUAUGUUAGGAGGCACUUGCGCAAGAACAGUGGAGGUUUCUCUCCUGCUUGCAGAAAUGAUAAAACACGUAGAAGUCCAUGCCCCACUUUUGCUCCUUUUGACUCAGCUGAGGACAAUUUGCACUCCUGGAAAUGGUAUGAUAAUUCUCUUGGAUGCUCUGGAAUUGACAAGCUUUUGUGGUCUAUCGAUGAUCAAGGCUUGCUCAGGUUGAGAGUUCCGUUUGGAGAAUCUGUCAGAUUCAGGUUGGAUGUGUCCUUGCCUGUCUUGCGAUUUCUGGAUUGCUCAUUUCUAGUGGAUCGUUUUGGGUUCUCUCAUGCUUUGGUGCCACCCAAUUAUGGUGGCAUCAUGACUACUUGGCCUGAGGUUGCUUUGGAGAUGCUUUUUGUUGACAAUUCAAUUGGACUGAGGUAUCUUCUGUUUGAGGGUUGCCUGAAACUUGCUCUCAAGUUAUUUUCGCUCGUCCUCACAGUAUUUAGUCAAUCUUCAGAAGAGUGGAAGUUCAUUGAUAUGCAAUUGCCAAUAACAUCAAUACGGUUUAAAUUUUCAUGCAUUCAAGAUCUCAGAAAGCAACAAGAGUUUGAAUUCUACAGCUUUUCAAAACUGAAACAGUCAAAGUGGCUUUAUCUGGAUUCUAUGCUUCAGCGGUAUUGUUUACUCAGCAAGCAGCUACCUGUUUCUGAGUGCACUUAUGAUAACAUAAAGACACUUGAAGGUGGAAGUUAUCAAUCAUGUACACCAUAUGUUGGUACGGGAUUCUUUCCACUAAAGAAGAGGCUUGUGCACAGCAUUUUACCAGUUGGUGUUUCAAGAGAAUCUUCCAGCAAGAGGACGAGUUCAUUUGCAUUUAAUUCUGCUAUUAAGCUUGGGAAAAUUCCUGCAUUUGCUCUUUCAUUUACUGCAGCGCCAACUUUCUUUCUUAGUCUGCAUCUGAAGCUGCUCAUGGAGCAAAACUUUUCCAGCAUCAACUUUCAGGACAAUGCUUCGCUGUCUGCUAUUGGAGAUUCAGAAGUUGAUGUCCAGUCAACUGCUAUACUCCAUCCGGACAUUGAUCCUUGCCCUGAAAAUGUCAUAGGUAAAAUUCCUGGGUGUGAUAAGCAAACUUCUUUGGCAGAUGCUGGCUCUCAAUUUUUGAGCUCUGCUGAACCUUGUUCAGGAAAAGAUGUCAGCUCUGAAGUGAGUGAUGUUGACAGAGGAAAAUCAGCUUCAAAUGGAAAACAAGACAUGACUCCGGGUCCCUCAAUUUCCAAAGAUUUUGAUAUGCUUGAAACUGAUAGAGUUGUCAACCCUAGCAAUCAUGAGUCCCACAAUCAAGAGUUGGAGCAGAAUGUUGCAUCUUCAGAUCUUUCUGUUUCAAGAACUGUUGCACCUACAGGCUUGUCUAAUACAACCGGCUUUUCUAGUUUGGGUGGUCUGAGUAUUGAACUUCCUUCUUCUGAUCAAAAUGACAAGCCUUUGGAUCAGGGAGUCAAUAUUUCUGGACAGGUUUCUGAUUUGGCUGGGAAUAUGAGUGAUGGUGUGUUACAGAGUCCCUGCACAAGUGGUCUUAGAAGUUCGUUGCGGCGUGAUAGAAAUUGCUCAAACAAUUCUCCCUUUGGGGAUCAUUCUCCGGUAUGGCCUCAUGGGAAGUCAAAUUUUAUAAGCAAUGGCUUUGGCAAUGGGCCUAAGAAGCCUCGGACUCAGGUGCAGUACACUUUGCCUCCAGGAGUUUAUGAUUCUAGUUCAAGGUACCAAAGCCAGAGCCAGAAAUCUUUUCCUUACAAACGAAUUCGGAGAUCCAACGAGAAAAGGGUUUCUGAUGGUUCAAGGAGUUCUCAGAAAAACCUGGAAUUGCUAUCUUGCGAUGCAAAUAUUCUUGUUACUGUCAGGGACAAAGGAUGGAGAGAAUGUGGUGCACGUAUCAUUUUGGAACUCACAGACCAAAAUGAAUGGAAACUAGCUGUCAAAGUGUCUGGUGUUACAAGAUAUUCUUACAAAGUUAAUCAUAUUUUGCAGCCUGGGUCAACAAAUCGCUUCACGCAUGCCAUGAUGUGGAAAGGUGGAAAAGAUUGGGUAUUAGAGUUUCCUGACAGGAGCCAGUGGACUAUUUUCAAGGAGAUGCACGAAGAAUGCCAUAAUCGUAAUAUUCGUGCAGCUUCUGUGAAAAACAUCCCCAUUCCUGGAGUACGCCUGAUAGAGGAAAGUGACGACUACGUGUCAGAUGUUCUGCCCAUCCGCAAUUCACCAAAGUACACAAGGCAAGUUCAGAGUGAUGUUGACAUGGCUAUGGAUCCUUUGCAUGUGCUGUACGACAUGGAUAGUGAUGAUGAGGAAUGGAUUUUGAAGAAUGGUAAAAUUCUAUUUGCUGAUGAGAAUAAGCCUAAAGAGGUAUCAUUUGAGUUGUUUGAGAAGAUUGUAGAUGUGCUUGAGAAGUUCGCCUAUUCUCAACAGUGUGAUCAGUUCACAGUUUCCGAAUUAGAAGAGUUUAUGGUUGGGAUCGGUUCCAUGCAAUUAGUUAAAGGCAUUUAUGAGCAUUGGCGGCAGAAGAGGCAGAGAAAAGGCAUGGCGUUAAUUCGCCAUCUCCAGCCUCCUCUGUGGGAAAGAUAUCAGCAUCAAGUAAAGGAAUGGGAGCAAGCUGUGGCCAAGGCCACUGCUGUGUCAACCGUUGGAUGCAAAGAAAAGACUUUGUUGAACGAAAGGCCACCCAUGUUCGCUUUUUGUCUAAAACCUCGAGGACUGGAAAUUCCUAAUAAGGGUUCCAAGCAACGAUCUCACAGAAGGUUUCCUGUUUCAGGACACAGCCAGGCCGUCUUAGGGGAUCAGGAGGGGUCUCAUACAUUUGGAAGAAGAUUAAAUGGUAUAUCUGUUGGAGAGGAGAAGAGUGUAUUGUCAGGCAACAGCUAUGAGUUUUCAGAUUCUUCACCAUCACUGCAGGCCUCAGCAAGGGUAUUUUCACCUCGGGAUGCUGGUGGGCUUGGCUUUUUCUCAUUGACCAGUGAUGUGCCUGAGUGGAAUCAGUACUCAAAAUACCAUAGAUACAAGCCAAAGAAUGGGGCAUUUCCAUCCCCAAGUAGUUCGCAAUUUCAAUAUCCUCAGAGAACUAUAGGAAUGAGAAAUGGUGCUCACAGAUGGAAUAUGGAAUUACCUGAGUGGCCAAGUCAAAAACAUCAUAUUUAUGAAGGAUCUCAGAGGCAUGCCUUGGAGCAGUUGGAUGGUUCAGAUUUUCCUGAGUUCAAAUUGCGUGAUGCAUCGGGUGCUGCUAAGCAUGCUUUAAACAUGGCUAAACUGAAGAGGCAAAGGGCUCAAAGACUGCUCUACAGAGCAGAUUUAGCAAUUCACAAAGCUGUGGUGGCUCUCAUGACAGCUGAGGCAAAAAAAGCUGCUUUUGACAGCUCUAAGGGUGGUGAUUAGGAUGACCUCCUGGUUGCGACAAGUAAUGAAAUUGCACAGUGCUUUCAGCUUAUAGGCAGAUGUGAAGUUCAUAUUGCUGAAGUUAUUAUGCCAGAAUGGCGCUGAUAUGACUUUUCUCAAUGAUACUCUUGACUUCCUUUAGAAUUGUUUGAGGUAAAUUUGACCCCGUGCAAAGACCAUUUAUGCACACUGAUGGACAAUAUAUCAGCUGGCUUGCCAUCAGCAGAGAACAGCAGCUCUUGGCUUCUGCGCUCAAUCGUCACGCUGCAUUCCCCAACAUACCAGCUUGUUUUAUAAAAUGUAGUCUCGUACAUAACUCGCUAGUCUUUUCACUGAUUAGUUUUCUGAAGAGGGAGAAUUUUCUCAGUUCAGUGGGACAGGUUGGUGUCCGUUCUGCCAUGGGGUUUGUGAAAUUUUGGUGUUGAUCAUUGUACAGAAUUUUUUGCCUUAUAUUUUUUUUCUUCCUUUGAGCCUGUUGGCCCUUUAACCUUAGUUUUAGUGAUCUUCAUUAGAGGAGCAUUAGACCGACGUAGUAUAAUAUAGCUUUGUACUAACCUGCGAUUGCUGGAUACUGUAAGCAGAGAUCUCUAUCCAUAGGUAAACGGAUGAGGAUAUGCUGUAACUACCCAGUGAAUUCUCUUAACAUCAAUGGAGCCUGAAAGAUGUAGAUUCUUAAGAUUCAGGAUGAAGUGUUUGGUUCCAAUGAUCUAUGCUGCUAUUGUGCAUAUUGUAUAUAUUAGUUCUUUGCUUCUCGUCCA